AAGAUACCUAAAGCCUCGAAGAAGAGGAGGGAGCUGAAGAGGAAGGCCGACUUAACAUAAAUAAAUAAAUAAAAAAAUAAAAAAGCAAGCAGCACAGACUAGUACAUGGGACCUGACAGCUGCUGCUUACAUCUGACACGCCGCUCCAAGCUGGCUCUUUAUAUCCCGUUUAUAUCCCGGGUUUUCCUAUGACGUCCUCCGACAGCGCAGUAUGGUGGAGGAUCCUGGACUUCAAGAUCCACUGAAGGAAAACCGUUGUGGGCAGACGGCUAGGCAGCAGCAGGAGAGAAAAGCGGCAGGAAGCGACACGCCAGAGAUCCAAGUCAUCAUCAAAGAGGAAGAGGACAGCUGGACUGUGAGUGAAAACUAUGAGAGCCUCGGUUCAGAGGAAGGGAAGAACAGAAGCCCUCCAGGCGCUGGUUUUCUCCUCGGGAAGGAGAGUCGUGCUCCAUACGGAGUAAAGGCGCAUCAGAGUGAACAUCCAGACCAGCCGAAUGAGCCUGAGCCAAAUGAAGGAGAGCAGAGACGCACGCUCACGGUCUCUAACGAGAAACUCUGUCGUUCUGAUGGUGAUGAAGGAGAAAAUGUCCGUCGGUGCCAAAACGCCAGAGAGAAGCCGUUCUGCCGCCUAGCACGGGACGUCUCGCCGAGUCCCAAACCUGACGUGAAAUCCAGCCAGAGGACACCUGAGGAAGAGGAGGGUAGCAGGUCUUCAAAUGUGGCAGAAGAACUACAUCGUCCAGAAAAACCAGCACCGAACCAAACUGUUUCCUCGGACCCGAAGAUGACCUCGGCACACCUGGACGGCCGAACGCUCCACUUAACAGUCAGGCUUCAGACCGGACCGAAGGAGGACGAGGAGGAGCCGGCGGAAGAAAUCGGAGGUUUAAUCAACUCGGACGGAGAGGAGGUGACAUGGGAUGGACGAAACGUUUCUGACCAAGAGCCUGAUUGCACAGAGGUUUCCCAGUCUGAGAAGGAAGUCAUCCUGGUGCAUUCUCAAAACUCGAGGGACUGCGACAGUCCAACUCUCAUCAUGGAAGUUGUAGGAGACGAGGAAGAAAACAAGGAAGAGGAACAGGAAGAGGGAGUCGUGAGGACGACGAAGAUCUCAACUUCACAUCCUGCAAGAACGCGACGGAGACGAGCGAAAAAGGUCAGAGGGCGACCUUUGGCAAACCCAGACAAAGGAGAGCGUGUUCCUUUACACUCUGCGAGGAGAAGAGUCCGAAGACAGGUUUCUCAGUCUCCACUGCUGUGUGAGGGAGACUUAGAGACACGUGAAGGAGUCUCGCUAUUUUAUUUUAAAGUAUCGAGACGUAGCCGAAGAAGGAGAAACAUCUGCACCUAUCCCGAACCACAAGAAAUAAACUCCGACACUACCCUCUGUGUGACUGCAAAGCAACCCUUACAGAAAAAAGAUGCCAAACACUCUGCUGAAGGAGAAAAUGAAAACGUUUCUACUGGGAAGAGGCGUCCUCGGAGGAAGGCGUCGCGUGUGCCGAUAGAAAUCCCCCCGGAGCUCCUGAAACAGCCCCGGGGGAGAAUCGAGCACCGCUGCUCCGUUUGCAGCAAACAGUUUCCCCACGCAUACAAACUGGAGCGGCACGAGCUGAUCCACACGGGGGAAAAACCGUACUGCUGCUCCAUCUGUGGGCGGGGCUUCAACCAGAAGGGGAAUCUCAAAACGCACUACAAAGUCCACCUUGGUCGAAAAGACGCUGUGGACUUCGAGGACGAGGUGAAUCCCUCCGCGUCCGAACUCUCAGAAUAUCUGAAGUCCCUGCCGGGAGAAUCAAAGAUCCGUUCGUCCCUCCACUGCCUGGAAUGCAGGAAGGACUGCAAAAGCCAGUCGGCUUUGCAGGCGCACCACGUCACGACGCACAGCGAGGCCGCGGCCGAGUCGGAGACGGCCGAGCGCGGCGCGGCGCGGUUCCUCUUCUGCCGCCGCUGCUGCGUUCAGUUCGACGACAAAGACAAACUGGAGACGCACAUGAAGAGCCACGUCAAGGAGAAGCGCUACUCGUGCCCGGACUGCGGUAAGAUGUUCAUCAACGAGAGCUACAUCCAGAUUCACCAGCGCAUCCACACGGGCGAGCGGCCCUUCCUCUGCUCGCUCUGCGGCCGGGGUUUCCACACGGCGUCUUCGCUCAAGCUCCACGAGAUGCAGCACUCCGGGGAGAGGCCGUACGCCUGCUCCAUCUGCGGGAAGACGUUUCAGAUUAACUCCUACCUGAACGCGCACUACCAGACCCACAUCAAAGACAGGCCGUUCGUCUGCAGCGUCUGUGGGAAAGGCUACUCCCGAGCCGAGGAGCUGAAGGUCCACCACCGUCUCCACACCGGGGAAAGACCCUACAAGUGCGGGGAGUGCGAGAAGAGUUUCAUUUACCGCCAGGGGCUUCGGCAGCACCAGCGGACGCACGCCGGCAGACGAAUGGGACCAACCAGGCAGCUUGGCAGACCCAAACAGCAGAACAAGCUGGAAAUCUGACAAUACUUCUGUUCACGCAUUCCUAUUAACGGUGUCACAGUAAACUGCUCUUUGCUCUUCUAUCUUCCGUUCCUUUGGAGGUGGUUUCCGAGCUGGGGAACAGUUUGGAGACUUACUGUGUUUUCUAUGUCUGUGUUUUCUGGCUGUGUUUAAGUUCUGUGCCUACGUCUUAAUGCUUCCUCUUCGGUGGUAGCUCUUCUGUUCUAUUUUAGUGCCUUUUAUAAACUGCAUGCCAAAUAAAAAUACAGUACAUGUUUUUUUUUAAAAUGCACUACAUCGGUGUUAUUUUAAACUCCUCGUUGUUGAAAUACAAGCUUUUGUUAGAAACA
Molecule: messenger RNA, 2823 nt
Organism: Xiphophorus couchianus (Monterrey platyfish)
Lineage: Eukaryota; Metazoa; Chordata; Actinopteri; Cyprinodontiformes; Poeciliidae
Product: zinc finger protein 3 homolog
Exons: 12
Coding region: 212-2494 (760 amino acids)
Biological process (GO): regulation of transcription by RNA polymerase II
Cellular component (GO): nucleus
Molecular function (GO): DNA-binding transcription activator activity, RNA polymerase II-specific; RNA polymerase II cis-regulatory region sequence-specific DNA binding
Source: RefSeq, a predicted model, not a curated record